UAAUAUUAAUUUAUAGAUUCUCCAUAUAAACGGAAGUAGCAUCCUCAUCGCCCAUAAAUAGAUUUCUGUAUAUAUGGCGGUAGCAUCCUUUUGGUACAUCCUCUUUAUAUCCAAAAGAUAAAAGGAAAUAAUAGAGGGAAAACAAAUGAAAGUCUAUUAAUAUUUGUAUUGAGAAUAAUGUUUUCAUCCUUUUGGUAUGUAUUGGUACAUGCUCUUUAUAUCCGAAAGAUAAAAGGAAAGAAUAGAGGGAAAACAAAUGAAAGGACAAUGAAAGUCUAUUAAUAUUUGUAUUGAGAAUAAUAUUUUUUUUUCAUUAAAUUACAACCAGGCUUGAUUAUUUAAGCCUCUCUGUUUAGGCAAAUCCAGACAUCUGACUACGGCAAUUCAAAGCAAAUAAAAUGGAUGGGCCUCCCUCAUUUGCUGACUUAAGCAAGUCGGCCAACGAUAUCUUCAACGAAGGUUUCGGAUACGGCUUUGUGAAACUUGGCGUCAAGUCUAACUUGGCCAAUGGAGUGGAAUUCAACACAUCUGGAUCCUACGAAAAUAACGCCAACAAAUGUGCAGGUAGCCUGGAAACUAAACAGAAGAGGUCAGAGUACGGUCUCACCUUCACUGAGAGGGUGAACAGUGACCACACCGUUGGAGGUGGAGUGACUGUUCAAGAUCAGAUUAUCAAAGGACUGAUGUUGUCUUUAAACACCACCUUCUCACCAAAAACUGGCAUGAAGAGCGGCAAAGUCACAAUGGCGUACAAGCACAAGUAUGUUAACUUGGGCUGCGAUGUCGACUUCCCGUUCGCCACCUCUUCCAUCCAUGCCGUUGUUGGCUACAAGGGCUGGAUCAGUGGUUACAGGAUGAGGUUUGACAGACUGGAGAUGGUCCAGAACACCUUUGCCUUUGGUUAUAAGACUGGAGACUUCCAGUUGCACAGCAAUAUUAAUGAAGGAGCUGUGUUUGAAAGCUCCAUCUACCAGAAGGUGAGCGACAAGCUGGAGAUGGCAGUGAACCUGGCCUGGACCACUCACAGCACCAACACAUGCUUUGGCAUCGCAGCCAAGUACCAGCUGAACAAGGAGGCGUCCUUCAGUGUAAAAGUGGACAGCAGUUGCUUUGUUGGUAUCGGGUACAGCCAGAAUCUUAGACCAGGUGUCAAACUCACACUGUCCAGCCUGGUCAAUGGAAUGAACAUCAAUUCAGGAGAUAAAAAGCUUGGACUGGGCCUGGAAAUAGAAGUCUAAAGUUUUCCCUCACACUGCAAAAGGACUUGGGGGCGGGAAUCAGACCUUUAAAAUGUGUGUUCAUCUCAAACCAUCAAGGGAGAGAUUGUUUACAAUGCUCUACAACAAACUCCUCACUCGAGCACCACUUCAAGUUGGUGCUUCUGUUUUUGUUUUACCUUUGGUGCCUUUUGCUUUGUAGCUGCUUCUAUUCAUGACACAGUUGCUUAUUUAUGUAUGAAUGUAUGAAUGUCAUUGUUCCAAUACAAUACUGUGUUUGCCUGUCAUCAUUUAUGUCAGUGGUGUAAAGACCUGUUUGUUUUUGCAAAUAAACGGUGAAGACAUCGGUCA
Solea solea (common sole) is the source of this 1568-nucleotide messenger RNA. Its product is annotated as voltage-dependent anion-selective channel protein 2-like. NCBI's taxonomy places the organism in Eukaryota, Metazoa, Chordata, Actinopteri, Pleuronectiformes, Soleidae. The coding region runs from base 399 to 1238 and encodes 279 amino acids. The transcript has 9 exons. The record is from RefSeq and is a predicted model, not a curated record. Gene Ontology annotation, cellular component: mitochondrial outer membrane. Gene Ontology annotation, biological process: monoatomic anion transmembrane transport. Gene Ontology annotation, molecular function: voltage-gated monoatomic anion channel activity.